Molecule: messenger RNA, 810 nt
Organism: Mucor mucedo
Lineage: Eukaryota; Fungi; Mucoromycota; Mucoromycetes; Mucorales; Mucoraceae
Exons: 4
Source: RefSeq, a predicted model, not a curated record
AUAUCUGCUCGAUUUCAUAGUUUCAGACAAGAUGUAAACAGCCGCAUACAGCAAGACAUCGCUUUCACCGUUGAAGAGCAUGUGCAGCAUUUACUCGCUCUCUCCUCUAUAUUGUUAUUGAAGCCAGCGCGCACCCACAAAGAUUUGCACAAGCACAUUGAUCUCAGCACAUGUGACGCACUUUGCCAGCAUAUCAUUCAAAGUCAUAAAAUGACUAAUCAGUCGUUUCCAUCUGAAAUAAAACUACAACUCGAAAAAAUCAUGAUACAAUUAGAUGACGGUGACCGAGGUGAAGCAUGCACCCGCCUAGCAGCAUCACGGCAAAUUUCAGCCCUAUUACAAGACGAUGAUGUCCUUAAUCCUGUCAACAGAAUUUUGCUGUCCGUCCAAAACAUGGUGGAGAGGCUGCCACGCAGAAUCACUGAAGACGGGCCCAAAGAAACGGAACUUAUUACCCAAUAUUUGGAAGCGAUUCUCAGUUCUCUUUUUGAAGACUUAGAUAACAAUAUAGAAUUUCGAUGGACUUCUGUCAGUGAUGACGAAAAACAAGCCAAUGUACGACCUGACGCAUCAAUUAAUAGAAUUUAUGGAGCAACGUUGGGUGACCGACUUGGUUGCGGAGAAGUGAAAGCGCAGUACCUGGCCCUCAAUCACCGGCUAGUUGGUAUCGAUCUGAUGCGUGUUGCAACUUUGGCCAAAGAUACUUCUGAUAAACACAAGUUGAAAUCUACUCUUGCUUUCCUUGUAGUUGGUAAAACUAUAGUUGCGUUCUAUAGAUCUAUAACAUUCUUAUUCUGUAUUACCACAUAG